AUGGAGACCGUGGCACUUGAAUGGAUCAGCUCUGCCGAAGUAGAGCCUCAAGAUGUGGUGCAGCUCGUGCAGCGGCUCCAUAAUGUUCCGGAGGAUGCGGUCUGUGAAAUUGGAGGUGAAAUUAUUCAACUGAGAUGCAAACAUGUAUAUACAGGUAAACGCAUCGGUACACCUCAAGUCAUGAUGCCUGCUUCCGAACGUGUAGACGAUGACGAGACGGCAUUUGAAUCGCGAUCACAAGCGGUAAUGGGCUCUUUCAACAUACCAAGCACAACAGCGUCCGUUUUACCUAUCGACAAGGUGAUUGCGUUGAUCGAUCUAUUGGGAGACCAAGUUGUGGAUGCCCAGGAAGCAUACGAGCUAUUUUCCGAUAGAGACGCGUCAAGUCUCAUCGCAAGCAACAAUGUGGCUGUGGAGCGUGUUCCGACUGCUACGACAGUGCCAUUCCUCUCGUACACGGACUUUUUAGCUACAGCUCUUGCGACGAAACACCCGUAG
Messenger RNA from Phytophthora infestans T30-4, 498 nucleotides. RefSeq lists its product as uncharacterized. The transcript is spliced from 6 exons. NCBI's taxonomy places the organism in Eukaryota, Oomycota, Peronosporomycetes, Peronosporales, Peronosporaceae. The record is from RefSeq and is a predicted model, not a curated record. Bases 1 to 498 code for a protein of 165 amino acids.